This is a messenger RNA of Lactuca sativa (garden lettuce), 1617 nucleotides long. Its product is annotated as cytochrome P450 716B1. Gene Ontology annotation, biological process: sterol metabolic process. NCBI's taxonomy places the organism in Eukaryota, Viridiplantae, Streptophyta, Magnoliopsida, Asterales, Asteraceae. The record is from RefSeq and is a predicted model, not a curated record. Gene Ontology annotation, molecular function: oxidoreductase activity, acting on paired donors, with incorporation or reduction of molecular oxygen; iron ion binding; heme binding.
UUUAUAUAUAUAAAAAUACAUAUACAAACACUAGCACAAGGAACUCGCUCAAGCGGAUGUUGCCAUUAACAAUGGAAUUAGAGUUUUUUAUAACGUCAUGGUUAUUGUUAUUUGUCUUCUUAUUUUCCACUUUCCUUCUUUUUCGAGGUAAGAAAUAUCCAGAUCGAUUCCCACCCGGUUCUUUGGGACUACCAGUGAUUGGGCAAAGCCUCAGCCUUUUGAAGGCCUUGAAAGCCGAUAAGGUCGAUAAAUGGUUUCAAGAAGGAAUAACCAAACACGGGCCUAUUUGGAAAACCAAUCUUUUUGGAUACCCGACAGUUGUUUUACAUGGUCCAGCUGCAAAUAAGUUCAUCUACACUUGUGAUGGGAACAUACUCAACAACUCACAACCACCAUCACUCAGCAGAAUCUUUGGUUCGAAAAAUUUAAGCGAGUUGACUGGGAAUGAUCAUAAACGAGUUAGAGCGGCUCUUGUUUCAUUUCUGAAACUUGAAGUGUUGAAGCAGUAUGUUACGAAAGUAGAUGCAGAAAUCCAGCACAACCUUCAAACACAUUGGCAUGGUAAACAAGAUGUUCAGGCACAACCCGUGAUUAAGACCUUGACCUUCAACGUAAUUUGCUCGCUACUCUUUGGGAUCGAAAGAGGGCCUAGAAGAGAGAAAAUGAUACCACUUUUCCAAGACAUGAUCGAAGGUGUGCUAGCAAUUCCAGUCAAUUUUCCAUUCACUAAGUUCAAUCGUGGGAUUGUAGCAAGAAGGAAACUACUGCCAAUGAUUAUAGAUCUUAUACAUGAGAGAAGGGAAACACUUCAAGAACAAAAACAAGAAGCUAUUAAUCAUCAUAAAGAUCUUAUAAGUUCAUUACUUAGCAUUCAUGAUGAUGAUGGAUCACCAACGAUGUCUGAUGAGGAGAUCAUUGACAACAUCAUUGUUGUGAUGGUUGCAGGAUAUGAUACAACCUCAUCCCUCCUUACGUUUUUGGUUAGACUUUUGGCCAACAAUGAAUCUGUCUACUCAAAUGUAGUUCGUGAACAAGAAGAAAUUGCCAAGAGUAAAGCAGUCGGGGAAGCUUUGACAUGGGAAGACCUAACCAAGAUGAAGUACUCAUGGAGAGUAGCAUCCGAGAUGUUAAGGAUAAACCCUCCCAUUAAUUUGAGCUUCCGACGAGCUACGCAAGAUAUUGAGUAUGGAGGAUAUACAAUUCUUAAAGGAUGGCAAGUGUUGUUAUCUCAAUCCAUGACACACAUGAACAAUGACAUUUUCAAAGACCCGACCACGUUUGAUCCAACACGGUUUGAGAAGCAUGCACCACAACCACCACCUUUUAGUUUUGUAGCAUUUGGAGCAGGACCUAGGAUGUGUCCUGGUGUCGAGCUUGCAAAAAUGGAAACUUUAGCUAUGAUGCAUCGCUUGGUGACACAGUUUACAUGGGAGAUUCUUAAGAAAGAUGAAUCCUUCAAGAGAAACCCAAUGCCAAAAUUCGAUCAAGGAUUGUUAGUUCGGAUCAAACCCAUAAAAGCAACAUUUAUGUCAUCGCAAACUUCAUUGUAGGCAAGAUUCGAGACAAUAUUGUAGCACUCCAAAAAAAUCACAAUAAAUUUAAAAUUUUCAAAAUCAA